This is a messenger RNA of Schizosaccharomyces octosporus yFS286, 406 nucleotides long. RefSeq lists its product as uncharacterized. The transcript has a single exon. The coding region runs from base 152 to 406 and encodes 84 amino acids. The record is from RefSeq and is a predicted model, not a curated record. Lineage: Eukaryota; Fungi; Ascomycota; Schizosaccharomycetes; Schizosaccharomycetales; Schizosaccharomycetaceae.
AGGAAACGUAAGGAGCUAUAAGGAGAAAGAAUGGAAAUGAAAACGCGACAAACAUUCAUGAACGAGAAAAAACGCGUACAAAAACAAGAGCCAAAAAAAAGAAAAAGAAAAAGAAAAACAUAAAGAAAAAACAAAUACAAAUACAACAAAAAUGAUACAAAAAGCUGAACCAAAUCUUCAACAAGUCAAUACGUCGCAACAAGUCACAAAACUCUGUUACCUCUGUAAGUUUCAUAAGCCUUGCGCCUCGGAUUCACCUUAUUCCGCCUACCAUAUUUUGGAUAACCUUAGUCGCCAGAAGCACUUUGAUUGGAUAUCGUUUAUAACUCCGCAGAGGCAAAGUCUGACCUCUCGUGUCCAAGGGAUGACCGCAUAUGUUCGUUUGUUCAGCGGUGUUUCUUCAUGA